UGUGUGUGUGUGUGACGAGUGACGACGCUCGGAGUCGAGGCGCAAAAAAUAAGUGGAAAAAAAAAGUCCCGAUUUAACAUUGAUUGUUCCGUGAUUGUAGCGACUAGCAGCCUGUCGACAGGUACGUUCGAAGAUAGCGUAGGAGGCGCCGGCGCGUGACGUACCGUCGACUUAUAUUCUAAUUUUUUAAGACAGUCGAUCACCGGGUUUUAUCGUUUGUUGUGUCGUUGUUUCGUGUACCGUGUAUUGUACUAUUGCGUCCUUGUGUCUUAACGCCGCUUGCCAGAAAAUACGAACUUUUAGUUUUCCAUUUCCCUCGAUUACUUGACUCUGGAUUUUUCAGUCUGCCGGCCUCCCGGAGCGAGUAAGCUCGUUGUUUGCGCCUUUGCAGUUUUACGACCAGUGUCGGGGUAUAGCGAGUGGUGCCGGUGCGGUAUAUCUACACGCCUCCGAGAUGAUGGAUUCGCCGACCACACCGCCGGGCUACAUGUCCGAAGACGGCGAUAAUAACGAAUCUCACAGUAUGAGUCCCAAUCCUACUGUGAUGGGAGUAUUGGACACCCAACCCGUCCUUUACUGUGAACCUGUAUUUUGGUGCUCAAUUAGCUAUUAUGAGCUCAAUACCAGAGUCGGAGAAACGUUCCACGCUUCUCAACCUUCUAUAUCAGUUGAUGGCUUUACAGAUCCCAGUAAUUCGGAACGAUUUUGCUUGGGCCUAUUGUCAAACGUCAAUAGGACAAAUGUAGUUGAACAGAUUAGGCGUCAUAUCGGAAAAGGUGUACGACUUUACUACAUUGGUGGCGAAGUAUUUGCAGAAUGCCUUAGCGAUUCUAGUAUUUUUGUACAAUCACCUAAUUGUAAUCAGAGAUAUGGAUGGCAUCCAGCUACUGUUUGUAAGAUACCUCCAGGUUGUAAUUUAAAAAUCUUCAACAACCAAGAAUUUGCAUCUCUUCUAUCUCAAUCAGUAAGUCAAGGUUUUGAAGCAGUGUACCAGUUAACUCGUAUGUGUACGAUACGUAUGUCUUUUGUUAAAGGCUGGGGCGCUGAAUAUAGGCGACAGACAGUUACAUCAACUCCUUGUUGGAUAGAACUACAUUUAAAUGGGCCAUUGCAGUGGUUGGAUAGGGUUCUUACACAAAUGGGUUCGCCUCGCUUGACAUGUAGUUCUAUGUCGUGAUUCAACUUAUAAAUUUAAACCCACCUUUAUUAUUACUAUAUUUUUUUUAACUGUACAUAACUCUUGGAAUGGCUGUCUAGUUUAAGGUCGUGAAUUGAAUCUGUAUUUAACCUAAUCGACUAAUUGGAACAGUGGUUUUGUGUUUUUAUGUUUUUAUGUUUUUUAUGUAACAUGAAAAAAACAACAUUUACACCGAAAUGUUAGUGAUAGAUAUUUAGAAUUAUUAUUGAGUAAUAGAG
Messenger RNA from Rhopalosiphum maidis (corn leaf aphid), 1416 nucleotides. RefSeq names its product mothers against decapentaplegic homolog 3-like. The transcript is spliced from 5 exons. Gene Ontology annotation, biological process: cell differentiation; SMAD protein signal transduction; transforming growth factor beta receptor signaling pathway. Lineage: Eukaryota; Metazoa; Arthropoda; Insecta; Hemiptera; Aphididae. The record is from RefSeq and is a predicted model, not a curated record. Gene Ontology annotation, molecular function: DNA-binding transcription factor activity, RNA polymerase II-specific; RNA polymerase II cis-regulatory region sequence-specific DNA binding; I-SMAD binding. Bases 455 to 1177 code for a protein of 240 amino acids. Gene Ontology annotation, cellular component: heteromeric SMAD protein complex.